AUGCACGACGCUUUUAAGGUCUACACGGUCAUCGAGAAGCUGCCCCACAAGAUCGAGUCCAUCUUUGCACAAGGUGACAAACUCUAUGUGGGCACUCUGUACGGAACCUUGCUCGUCUACUCUGUGCGGGAGCCUCUCGGCCAGGAUGAGGCUAUCUCAGUGACACUCAUGGAGACACUCAAGACCUUCUCCAAGAAAGCCAUUGAGCAGAUUGACAUCAUCAAAGCCGUCGGCGUGUUGGUAACCCUGUCAGAUGGAUAUGUCAACCUCCACGACCUGGAAAGUUUUGCAUUGAGGACACAACUGGGCGAGACGAGGGGCGCAAAUCUGUUUUCAGUGUUUUCAAAGAUUGAGAUUCAGGAUGGGUUCCCUCAGGUCGUUACUCGACUUGCUGUGGCGGUGAGGCGCAAGGUCAUUGUCUUUUCCUGGCAGGAUAGCGAGUUCAUGAGCACCAAGGAUUUCCCUGUCCCGGAUAGGGUCAGGACAAUGGAAUGGGUUGGAACACAGAACCUCUGCAUGGGAUUCGAUAGCGAGUACGCUCUCAUGGACUGCAGGACUAGUGUUUUGAAAACUUUGUUCUCGCCCACCUCACCUUCUGUUCAGGGUGCGCUCGGUUCGACUCUGGAGAGUACUCUUAACACACUCAACACUUUCAGUUCUUUGGCCACUGGAGGUCUUAUGGGCUUCGGGUCCAAGCCUGGGAAACCCCUCAUUACUCGUCUUCCCAACGACGAGAUCCUUCUUGGCAAAGAAAACUCAAGUAUAUCAGUGGGAGUGGACGGAAUGCCAAAGCGCAAGAAGGGGAUCGAAUGGUCAGGAAUGCCCGAGGAAUUGGGCUACUCGUCCCCAUAUGCUGUUGCGAUUUUGUCACGGCAUAUUGAGAUUCGCAACAUUGAGACGAGGGAGCUUGUUCAGAGCGCAGAGAUGCCACACGCUCGACUUUUGACUCAGGGAAAGCUCCUCUACAUUGCAAGCACGAGUGAAGUCUGGCGCCUCAUCCCCUUCAGCUUCCCCCAGCAGAUUGACGAGUUGGUGCAAAAGGAAGAGUACCAGGAAGCAAUCAGUCUUAUCAACCAGAUCAACCCCGUCCUUCUGGACGAAACUGUUGAUACGUUGGGCAAGAUCAAGACUCUGUACGCACACCAUUUGUUCCGCACGCACCAGUACGAGAAAUCGUUGACUUUGUUUUCGGAACUCGAUACCCCUGCAGCAGAGGUUAUCGGACUAUACCCGGCGGUGAUCUCGAGCCAUUUGCCUCCCAAGGAACUCGAAGUCGUGUCUCCCAAGCCUGGCAAUGUGGAUUUGAAUGAAGCGAACGCGAAAAAUACCCAGCCUAUUAUCAUGAGCACAAAGGAGCUUGAGGAUGCAGUGGAGUGCCUGAUCAGGUUCUUGGCUGACAAGCGCCAAAAGAUUUCAAAGUCGCUGCAGACGCUCCAGAACAACCACGAUUCGUUUUCAUACCGUCACUCGAACCAGGAGGAUGAAGCGGAGGAGUACCUCCAGAUGUUGGAGAUUGUGGACACGGCCUUGUUGAAGUCGUACAUGAUGACCCACGAGCGUUUGGUGGGAUCUCUUUUAAGAGUCAACAACCACUGCAACCCCGACGAGACCGAGAGCCUCCUAUUGAAGCAUAAGAAAUACAAGGAGUUGGUGGACUUUUACAGAGGCAAACAGCUUCAUCGCAAAGCAUUGGAGCUGUUGAAGACUAUUCAUGCGAACCCUGGCGAGAUGAAUGGUGUUCUUCCUACAGUUAACUACUUGCAGCGAUUGGGCGUCGACCACCUCCCUCUCAUACUCGAGUUUGGAACGUGGAUCUUGGAGCUGGACCCUGAGGUUGCCAUGAAGAUCUUCAUUGACGAUGAACCAGAGAUCGACACGUUACCGAGAUACAAGAUUAUGGCAUAUCUGGAGAGGCUGUCGCUGGACCUGUGUGUCGUUUACUUGGAGCAUGUCAUUCAUGAGCUGGGUGACAAGACCUCGGACUUUCACAAUACCCUUGUUGUCUCGUAUCUUGCCCAAAUCCAGCGCGACUCCUCAACACCCGACAACGAAGAGGACAUAAUCAAAACAAAGGCGAAGCUGUUGCAGUUCUUGGACGAAUCCACCUCGUACAAGGCGGAGCGUAUUCUCAGUCGUCUUCCUGUCGACAGCUGCUACGAGGAAAGAGCGAUCUUGCUGAGCCGCAUUGGACAGCAUGACCAGGCGCUGAACAUUUACGUUCACAAACUCAAUAACUUCCAGGCCGCUGAAGAGUACUGUAUCAAGAACUUUAACAGCAACGAUCCAACCAAAAAUGUGUACCUGUUGCUGUUGAAGGUAUACCUGAGGCCGCCAAACCGCGAGAAGCCUAUGCUGGAACCGGCUCUUGAUAUCUUGACCCGCCACGGAACCCAUAUCGAUCCUUCCGCUGUGAUGGCACUGCUGCCAGCCUCGACCAGGAUCGACCAAUUGUUCAAGUUUUUCGAAAAAUCGAUCCGUGAGAGCAACAAGACGAAGCAUAUGGACAUGAUUGUCAAAAAUAUGCUCAAAGCUGAGCGUCUCCAGACGCAGGAGCAAUUGACAUUCUAUCGGUCAAGGCGCGUCAAGAUCACGGAAGACAGGAUGUGUCCGAAAUGCAACAAGCGUAUUGGCAACAGUGUGUUUGCAGUGUUCCCGGAUGGAGUUGUGGUUCAUUACUCGUGCAAGGAGACGAUGGCUGCGAUGGGGCACUGGCGCACGUAA
Molecule: messenger RNA, 2721 nt
Organism: Linnemannia hyalina
Lineage: Eukaryota; Fungi; Mortierellomycota; Mortierellomycetes; Mortierellales; Mortierellaceae
Source: the annotation of a GenBank genome assembly